GCCCCCAACAGUCCAAGAGUUGCUCGCGAACUUCACGCCGGCAACCAUCGGGAGAGGAACAACGAUCUAUAUGUGACGCUGCUUGGUUGGACUUCUUCUCUUACCUGUUCAAUAUCCUUUACCUUUACCACCCGAGGCAUCUCACUUUCUCGUGACCAGGCCAUCUUACCAUUCUCGUAUUACACAAACGAAACAGUCGUCGUGCCGGCCAGCAUGCGCGCCUUGUUAAUGAUCGCGAUCGUUGGCCUUGCCCACGGUCAAGAAUACUUUCGAGAACCCGAAAAAGUAGUGAGCGAAUCUCGUGACCUUGGUGAUACACGAGGUCAUUACUCGUUUGCAUACGAGACCGAGGGUGGAAUUCUUCAGAAAGAAAGUGGUAGUAGGAAGUAUGCCGGCACACCAGACGAGACUCAGCUGAUUCAGGGUUCGGUUCAGUACAAUGCACCCGAUGGAACACCGAUUGCUAUGAGCUGGACUGCCGAUGAAUUUGGCACUCAAGUGUCGGGUACUCAUAUCCCAACUCCACCACCAAUUCCACCAGCGAUUCAACGAGCUCUCGAAUGGAUUGCCAAACAACCCUCGACCAGUGAACAACCGGAUCUGCCUCAACCCCACCAACAGCAACAGCCGAAGCAACAACUCUCUUACAGUCAAAAUGCUGUUAUCAAUUCUAACAUUAAUCGUCCUAACAGAGUGCUAUCGAAUAAACGAUUCUGAACAUAGUAUUGCUUAAGUUAGCGUAGAGAUCCGUCCGAUCGUGAAUUCGCGUAAUGUAAUGUUAAAUAAAUUUUUAUGGUUUUUUUAUUUUUUAUACAAAAAAGAGUAUAUAUAUAUAUAUAUGUCGAUGCGUUAUAAAAGAGAUAUAAAAAAUGAAAUUUUAUACAGAAAUUUAAGGAGAAUGAUAGUCAUUUGUGAUCUCAUUAGAAGCUUUGCAACCGAGACGGAGGAAAAAUAAAGGACUUUUCUUUUUUUAUUCAA
Vespula pensylvanica (western yellowjacket) is the source of this 978-nucleotide messenger RNA. RefSeq names its product endocuticle structural glycoprotein SgAbd-4-like (gene CPR17). The record is from RefSeq and is a predicted model, not a curated record. Gene Ontology annotation, cellular component: chitin-based extracellular matrix. Bases 214 to 717 code for a protein of 167 amino acids. Gene Ontology annotation, molecular function: structural constituent of chitin-based larval cuticle. The transcript is spliced from 2 exons. NCBI's taxonomy places the organism in Eukaryota, Metazoa, Arthropoda, Insecta, Hymenoptera, Vespidae.